This is a messenger RNA of Macrosiphum euphorbiae (potato aphid), 1011 nucleotides long. The record is from the annotation of a GenBank genome assembly. NCBI's taxonomy places the organism in Eukaryota, Metazoa, Arthropoda, Insecta, Hemiptera, Aphididae.
AUGUCGCUUCUCAAGUGUAAUGUUGUGCUCCUAAGUUUGAUGGCCCUGACAAGUGGCGCUGUUAAUUAUAAUGGCGCUUCAAUCAGGGAAGUGGCCGACGACGUGAUGGUUCACGGUGAAGGGCCGUUUUGGGAUUCUGAAAACAACGUCUUGUAUUUCGUCGACAUUUCACAGCAUCGCGUUUACAGAUUUUACGAAAACCGUUUGGAACAUGUUCAAUUAGACGGCGAUGUGGGUUUUGUGAUCCCGGUUCGUGGACAACAAGGCCUGUUUGUCAUCGGACUGGGUACGACGUUGGCUACUCUUCGGUGGAAUCUCAACGAGAGCACUAACAAAGUCGUUAAGCUGACCACCGUUGACAACAAUAAACCAGGAAACCGAUGGAAUGACGCAAAAGCGGACACCAACGGGAACUUGUGGGCUGGUACCAUGGGAUUCGAGGACGCCGCUGGAAAUAUCCCACCGGGGCGUGGGACUUUGUACAAGCUAAACGACACCAGUUGUUUCAAAAGCCUCGAACCCGUCUUACCGGGCGUUUCCGUUUCCAACGGACUUGCGUGGAACGACGGCAAUACAAAGAUGUAUUACAUAGAUUCGCCGACCAAGCAAAUAGCGGUUUUCAACUACAAUCCUGUUACGGCUUCUAUUUCGAACCGCAAAACGUUCUACGAUUUCAAGACCGACAACAUACCGGGCGUACCGGACGGUAUGACGAUCGACGCCAACGGUGAUCUCUGGAUUGCUAAUUACAAUGGCGCUCAGGUGCUGCAUGUGAGUGGAACCAGUGCAAAGUUGUUGGGCAAGUUGAAGAUCCCCGCCGAAAAGGUUUCAUCUGUCACGUUUGGCGGACCUCAGUUGGACAAACUGUACGUAACGACAAUUAGUCGUGGAGUGUCACCAGAAAAAUUCAAUGAGUAUCCGAUGACGGGAAAGGUAUUAGAGGUAUCUGGUCUCGGAGUCAGAGGCACAAAGAAUAAUCGAAUACGUGAAAAAUGUUUUCGACAGCUGUAA